Molecule: messenger RNA, 1418 nt
Organism: Dermacentor silvarum
Lineage: Eukaryota; Metazoa; Arthropoda; Arachnida; Ixodida; Ixodidae
Product: akirin-2
Exons: 1
Coding region: 572-1093 (173 amino acids)
Biological process (GO): positive regulation of innate immune response; positive regulation of transcription by RNA polymerase II
Cellular component (GO): nucleus; chromatin
Molecular function (GO): transcription coregulator activity
Source: RefSeq, a predicted model, not a curated record
UCUGUAUCGAGAGCACGUGAUAAGAAAGUAAAAGACGCCGAGCGCUCGCGUUUCGCUAGCGUUCGACUACUUCGUGGUUCUUUAUUCCAUUACAACUUUUUGUGUAGAACACUUAGCAGGGCCUAGUGGGUAAUUUUUUACUUUCUUUCAGUGUACGCUGACAGGAUAACGUAAAGGUGAAAUAACGCGUGCGCAACGCGGGGAGCUACGUCGAGUUACUAAACUCUCGUGAAUGUGAAUCGUAUUUUCGAUGUACUACGCGCGGGUCGAAGACGACGACGUGCUGGCCGUUCUAACCGACGAAGACGACGAGCCUGCAUAAACCGUUAGGUGCGCGAGGUAUGUGCGCCUCUGUCCGUUGAAAAUCUCCUGCAGGAGCCGACGUGAGUCUGUCCACGUCCCGUCUCCCGGUGUGCUCCAGGGAAGAGAGCGCGCCUGUUCGUGGUACUUCUCAGCCGGCAGCUGCUACACCUUACGAGUGCAGGAGUUCGAGCGGCCUCACCAAGAGCCGCCGCCUCGCAAGCCGCUAACCGUAAAAGAAGCUCCUAGCCCGUGGCUGAUCACUGCGAAGAUGGCCUGCGCAACGCUCAAGCGAGCGAACAGCUGGGACCCGCUCAGCCCCAACGGAAAACCAGCGAAGCGACGAAGGUUCUUCGCACCAGCGUCGGUCGCCGCGCCACCAGCGCCACGUCAUACUGCUCCAACCAGGCCGCACCAGGCACGCUCGUCGCCCUUCGUCAACGCGACGCCGAGGGUGACGUCCGACGAGAUCGAAGCCAACAUCCGCGACGAGAUGUCGCGGCUACAGCGACGCAGGCAGCUGUUCGUGCAGCAGGGCCCGCCAGACGACAGUCCAGCCGUGCUCUGUACGCUGCCGCCGCAGGGCGCAAGGCCGGACCAGCCUGUCUUCACGUUCCGCCAGGUGGGCCUGAUCGUCGAGCGCAUGGUCAGCGAGAGAGAGAGGCAGCUCUGCGAGAUCUACGACGACGUUCUGUCGGCGAAGCUCGCCGAACAGUACGACGCGUUCGUCAAGUUCACGCACGACCAGGUCCAGAGGCGCUUCGAAGAGGUUACGCCGAGCUACCUGUCUUAGCGAUAGCCGCACCAUGGCGUAAGACAGAUCGAGUGGCAGCAAGAGUAAGUGGGCGUGGAAGAGCAUCAUGGCCUCGACAGCACCGGCGCUCAUCGUCGAGUGCGCGUUGAAUCGUCGUUUUGGCAUCUCAUUGAAAAACUGCAGCGCGUUGUCUCAUCAGCCGGUUGAACUGUAGAUAAGGCUAGCGCACGCAAGUGAUGCAGUACUGUGAAGAUUUCAUUUCGCGACUCCCAUGUCAUCUUUGCGUCAGCUUUGUCCCUGUAACGUAUGCUGCACCUUCUUUGUAAGCAACGCUGUUUGUCAUUAAAAGCUCUAGCAGGGCGUA